This is a messenger RNA of Phytophthora sojae, 1250 nucleotides long. RefSeq lists its product as hypothetical. Gene Ontology annotation, molecular function: 3'-5' exonuclease activity; nucleic acid binding. The record is from RefSeq and is a predicted model, not a curated record. The coding region runs from base 30 to 1250 and encodes 406 amino acids. Lineage: Eukaryota; Oomycota; Peronosporomycetes; Peronosporales; Peronosporaceae. The transcript has 3 exons. Gene Ontology annotation, biological process: nucleobase-containing compound metabolic process.
AGCUCAAGUGCACUGCUACAUCGGACGCCAUGGUGCCCAUGAAGGUUCGGCUCACGGGGCUCAUCAACCAGUCCCCGCAGUAUGUGAUCGACCAAGCGCGCGCACCCAUCCAGUUCGUGGCCUCCAAGAAGGACUUCUCCUACUGCGCCGAGCGCUUGCGCAGCGCGCAGCUCAUGGGUCUCGACACGGAGACGCGCCCUACCUGGGGCAAGACCCGCGGCCCCAACCCGUGCGCGCUGCUGCAGAUCGCGGUGCGCGACGCCAGCCACACGGAGGAGGUUUUCAUCCUCGACCUGCGCCGCCUGCCCGCCACCGUCUACAACAGCACGCUCACCAGCGUCUUCCUGUCCAAGAAGAUCAUCAAGCUGGGCCAGAGCUUCCUCCAGGACUUGAAAGAGCUCGCGCAGUCCUACCCGCAGGCGUCCUGCUUCACAGUCUGCAAGGGCGUCGUGGAGGUCAACGACCUGUCCAUCGCGCUGGCGGGCGCGCACAACCCGCUGAGUCUGCAGAAGCUCGUGUUCUUCUACCUGCACCGGAAGCUCGCCAAGACGCAGCAGAUGUCCAACUGGGAGCGGAGACCGCUGACGGCCAGUCAGCUGCACUACGCUGCCGCGGACGCCCUCGUGCUCAUUCACCUGUACGACGAGCUACUGAUGCGGAUCAGCAAGAAGCAGCAAGGCUUCGAGUUGAGUGAAGUGACGAAUGUGCUUGAUAUCAACUUGCCACGGACGCCCAAGUGCUCGCUAUGCUUCGAAGUCUUCGACACUGCGGCUGAACUGAAGAAACAUCGCAAGAUCUGCACUGUGGACGUGCGCAUGCUGGUGAUCUGCGCUGUCUGCGAAGGGAAGAAACUCGUGACGGAGAAGGCGAUGGAGCACCACGAGAAGCACUGUGGAGUGGACGAGGAGACUGUGGAGCCUAUUGUGCAGGUCAAGAGGAAGCGCUCGCUCUCCAUGGAGAGCCGAAGCAGUUCUACCAAGACGCAUAAGUCCAUUAGCGGCAAAAAGCGCCGUCUCGGAGCAUCAGACGCAAAACGCCGUAAAGCGCUGAAGGCGAAGUUGAGAAGGAAGAAGAAAGCCCUAAAGGCCAAACUUUCUGCUACCCAGGCUGAACCUCAAGAGUCUGAAGCACCAAGCUGUCGCGAUCAAGCGUACAAGAAGCGGAAAAUGAGCAUGGAGUCGUCACUCUUGGCGUCCGAUGCCAUGUGGUCUCAGAUUUCGAGCGACUGCUCCAGUACCAGCGCCGCGUAG